Molecule: messenger RNA, 2397 nt
Organism: Acipenser ruthenus (sterlet)
Lineage: Eukaryota; Metazoa; Chordata; Actinopteri; Acipenseriformes; Acipenseridae
Product: DBIRD complex subunit ZNF326-like
Exons: 10
Coding region: 165-1967 (600 amino acids)
Biological process (GO): regulation of DNA-templated transcription elongation
Cellular component (GO): nucleus; DBIRD complex
Molecular function (GO): DNA binding
Source: RefSeq, a predicted model, not a curated record
GCCUCAGUGCUUAGCGCUCGCGGUUUCUUUUUUUAUAGCAUAUACGUCUACCCACUCCAUUCACGCAGUGGUAGUGUUUCAAACCAAUCGCGUUGGUUGGUGUGUGCGGGGUAUCGUUAUAGACACUGCAGCUCGUGGAAGACUAAAAUGACUGCUAAGAAGAAAUGAAACGUGACUAUUCCAAUGGAACGUUUGGUGGUCAGGCACCGAGAACGAUUGGUUCAUAUUUCUCGUCUGAACGUGUAACUUUUGGUGGUCCAACCGAAAGAUCGUUUGGGUCAUAUGGUUUGUCUGAACAGGGAAAUUCGGGUGGGCCAUCCCAAAGAUCGUUUGGGUCAUAUGGUUUGUCUGAACAGGGAAAUUCGGGUGGACCAUCCCAAAGAUCGUUUGGGUCAUAUGGUUUGUCUGAACAGGGAAAUUCGGGUGGACCAUCCCAAAGAUCGUUUGGGUCAUAUGGUUUGUCUGAACAGGGAAAUUCGGGUGGACCAUCCCAAAGAUCGUUUGGGUCAUAUGGUUUGUCUGAACAGGGAAAUUCGGGUGGACCAUCCCAAAGAUCGUUUGGGUCAUAUGGUUUGUCUGAACAGGGAAAUUCGGGUGGGUCAUCCCAAAGACUGUUUGAUUCAUACAACUCGUCUGAGCUGGGAAACAGUGGUGGCACUACCCUAAGAAAGACACUUCACUCUUACGACUCUGAUCAAGGAAAUGCUGAUCGUCCAACACAAAGAUUUCUUAGCUCAUACAGCUUGUCUGAACGGAAGAAUGCUGAAAGGUUUGGAUGUAACGAGUCUUACCAAUUCGAGUCUGAUAAUGAUGGCUUUGGAGGUUUUGACAGCGAAUAUGACGACUCCUUCCAGAAUAACCUUGACUCUCAUGGAGUUGCUAGAAGCCUGAGUCGUAUUGAUAAUGGCAGGUCUAACUUGGAGCCUUCUUACUCAAGUUCAGAUUCAAGAGCUGGGUUUAGGGAUGAGGGAAGAGGCGGUUACUCUUCCUACAGCACAUUUUCUUCACCUCACAUGAAGCCUGCACCUGUAGGUUUUCGAGGGAGAGAAAGUAGAAGUUACGGUCUAGGAGGACCAACAGCAUUCAGAGGCAGAGGGCAAAUGGGAGACUUUAGGACACCUAGACCUGGAGUAUAUCAGGACCAGAUGACUAUUAGGGGAGUAAAGAGGGAGAUAAAUGCACCCUACAGACCAAAUACAUUUAACAAGAAGCAAAAACUGACUAAACCUUUUGUACCAUUUAUAAAGAAACCAGGGAAUGGUCAUAGUGCAAACAAAGAAGAGGAGAAAAGAAAACUCGAGACCAGACUUGAAGCCAAAAGAGAGAAGCAGAGACGCAGACGGGAGAAGUACAAUUAUAAAUGUGGUGGACAAAGAGUAGUAUACACUUGUUCCUUCUGUAAAUUCCUGACAUCUGAAGAGAAGGAAAUUGAAGACCAUCUUGAAGGCUCUUAUCACCAGGAAUCACUGGAAAAUAUUCGCAAGGAUGCCAAUUUAGAUGAAGUAGUCAUUCGUUUCUUACAUGAAUCUAUUGUACAUAAGUUUAAGAGGAAUUUAAAACACAAACUACAAUGGCUCGCCACGGACCCGCAGCAAACUCCAGUGCAAACACAAAAGCAAGUAAUGAAAGAUGUGACGGAAGACGACUACAUGAGAAGAGCUACCAUGUUUCACUGCAUUGCAUGUGAUUCCUACAUUCCUGCUACCAAGCUCUCUGCACAGGACCAUUUGAAAUCCACCAUGCAUCUGACAAAGAAAGUGGAGUAUAAAGAGCAAUUGAAAAGGGAGCGUGUUUUAAUGGCUACCAGCUUGCUGAACAAUCCCACUGUAAAGGAACGUUAUGAAAGGUUUGUUAAGGGCGAGAAUCCUUUUGAAAUCACAGAAGAUGGAGCGCAGAAUAAUGAUGCUGAACUAAAUCACCCGACUGAUGACCAAGCUGCUGCUGAAACUGUAACUGAGAUGAAUUGAACAAAAUGAACACCUUGACAAGAAGCAAACCUUGAUCUUUUAGAUGCUUUGAAAAAGUCAGUUCUUCACUGUGUAUUUAAUAGUACAGCCACAGCAGUAGAAAUCUGCUUUUUUCCCCCCAAUGUACCUGUUGUCUACCUUCUAGUCUGUUCCUGCCACACACAGAUAAUGGGUUUUGCUUUGUAGCUAACCGUCAGCUGCAAAACCAUUUGUACUUAAACUGAAUCUCCUGCUACUAUUCUUUCUGUUUUAUCUAACUAGUUUUGUACCUGUAAUGUUAACACCAUUCUCUCAUUGUGAACAGAACACAUUUUGUAAUGAUAUUUGACUAUUUUAAAUGGGAGCAUUGUAUGGUUAUGUAAUACAUUUUGAUUUUUUUUUCUUAUUAUUUCAGUUCUGUAAAAAUUAAAAUAUUCCGCUUCAUUAGAAA